GCGGGGGUUAGGCGGGUUUGAUUGUUGUCUGAAAUCGCUUGUGCUGUAAUAAAUGAGUAUUUACUUGAUUUGCAAUGCAUUACUUACCAUAUUCCUUAUAAUUAUUGCUGAUACAUUCACAUAAUUUGUUUCUAAGAUGGAUAAUUUAAAUAAUCCGUCUUGUCCAGUUUGCAUGAAAGAUUUAGCAACCAGACAACCGAAGUUGAUGCCAUGUCUUCACACAGUCUGCAAGGCUUGUAUUCUCGUUAAUCCAGAGACCGCAACUUCCAGGUGUCCUGUUUGCAGUCAAGAAUGUCGUCUCGCCAGCGACGUCAUUGAUGAUUACUUCAUUAUAUCCGCUGCUGCCAAGUCAGAUGCGCCAAAAGAGACCCUAUGUACAAGUUGCGAAGACCGUGCAGAUGCAUCGUCAUAUUGCCAAGACUGUCAGGAAUGGCUUUGCGACGCAUGCGUCCAAGCGCACUAUCGUGUGCGUGUCACCAAGGACCACAUCAUUAGCCGUAAAACAGAUGCUGAAAGGGCGUUGGCGCGGGUCGGUGACCGUCCCCUCUUCUGCCCAAAUCACAAGCAGGAACAACUGCAACUAUAUUGUGAAACAUGCGACAGAUUAACAUGUAGGGACUGCCAACUGCUACACCAUAAGGAGCACAGAUAUCAAUUUGUGAGUGAAGCCUCAGCACGCCACAAGUCAUCACUAAAGGUCCUCCUGAAUAAACUAGCUGGAAAGCAGGUGUCAAUUACGCAAACAAAAGACUUGAUCAAUCAGAAGAUUAAUGAUGUUAGCAAGAAGCAAGACCACAUGAUACGCAAUAUACAAAACCUAACGUCAAAAGUUAUACUUGAAAUCAAUGAGACUUCAAGAAGGAACAUUGCUGAAUUGACAUCACACUGCGAUAAAAAGCGAUCAUUUUUAUCAACUCAAAUGCAUGAGGCCGUGAAACUUGAGAAAAUUUUGCGACAUUGUCACCAAUUUACAUCACUUGCUGUCCAGUCGUCGAGUAACAUUGCUUUAUUACAAACAAAGAAACAGAUUAUUAAACAAUUGAUUCUUGUUUUAAGGACUGGAUGCACGAGACACCCGGUAACUGGCCUGGAUAUUAAUUAUGUUGUUAACGUGAACAAUCAGUCACUUGCGCAGCUGAAAAACUUGGGGACAUUGGUAGUGAAAGAGCAGCAAGAAAAUCAGUCUGCAGCUACUGCACCGAACCCACAUUUGAAACCGCAGCCGCAUUUCAGUCUUCAGCAGCCGCCAGGGCACUCUCAUAACAACCGUGGUUCUUAUCCUAUGCAGGCGGUUGCCCCCAACAUUCAUAUGCACAGGCCGGUAGUUACAACGUUACCUCAGACUUCAUCCAACAUGCUGGCGUCGCAGAAGCACCAGCCUAACUUGAGAUACGCAGGCAACAACCUUGUUCUCGGUACGCAGAAUUCAAAUCUUUACAGGGAGCGUGUGGAAAAUUGUUUAAAAACCAAGGAAAGGUUAAAGAUACUGUCGUCCAUGGCACCGGCACAAGGUACUAUUACAAAUUCAUCCUCACCGGGACCAUCAAGCUCAUCUGCCUCAGGUAGUCCGAAUGCACCUUUAAUUGAACCAAAGAAAGAACCUGUGUCUCCAGGAGAAUCACGGCCACCAAGUAAAGAGCAUCACACAAAUGACAACAGCGUCGCUUUUGUCCCCAUUCGCAUCGAGAAUGUCGUAAGUCUUCAUAAAGAAGAAAGUGUGAAAUUAAAAGAUGAAGUGAUUAAGGAUGAAGUACUGCCAUCAUGCGCUGUAGCUGGAAAACACGGCGGUCAAAUGGCAGAAUCCUCGAGUUCUACUGCUGUAACGAGUAACUCUAGUGUUGAGCAGCCCUCCUUUAGUUUUAACAGCACUAUUGAUUCAAUUCUUGCAACCAAGCCAGCGUAUGUAUCAUCUGCUAGCCCUGAUGACGAAAGUUUGCCACCGUCGUCAUCAAAGGAUCACAAUGACCCAAAUGAGGACUGGUGUGCUGUGUGUAAGAAUGGAGGAGACUUGCUGUGCUGUGACAGCUGCCCUCGUGUGUUUCACCUCAACUGCCACAUUCCUAUUCUUCCAAAUACACCAAGCGAUGCAUUUAUUUGCACCCUAUGUAAGGAUGUUGGAGAAGAGGUUCUCGAGGGUGGUCGGAAACGCAAGAUAUCAGCAGACUUCUCGGAGAGGGAUCAAAAGGUGUGCGAACGUAUAUUACUGGAACUUUUCUGCCAUCCGUCAAGUUUCCCAUUUCAUGAGCCUGUUGACAGAUCGGUUCCAAACUAUUAUAAGGUGAUCAGUAAGCCGAUGGAGUUGGUGACAAUAAAAGAGAAGCUGAAGCCAUCUUCAACCCAACAAUAUGAGUCUCUAGAUGAAUUUAUAAGUGAUGUGAAAUUAAUGUUUAGUAAUUGCUUACUUUUCAAUGGGGAAACAUCAGAUAUCGGUCGUGUUGCCAGAAACAUCGAGCGAUUCUUUCUGAAACAAUUGAAAAAGUUUUUCCCGGAUUAUACAGAAGAUCUGUCAAGUAAUUACCAAGAGGAUCGGUUCAACAAACGCAAACGGCGCCCUCAAGAUAUUCUCCACAUUAAGUAAACUGUAUUAAUUGCCUGUUUCAUUGAAAGUUCAUAACUUGUCCGAUCCUCUUAUUAUAAAUAAGGCAUGCCAUCCCAAAACGUACUGUCGCUAUAUGUUAAACAGCGUAUCUAGGAGUCUUGAAAAGUGGGGGUGGGGGGCUUGAGUGUGGUGCGAAGGUGGAGUGGGUGUGUAAAGGGCUCGAAUAUUAAGUGAGGGGGUGAUAGGUGAGUAAUUAGCAUACGAAAUGUGGCGGUAUUAGUACAAGGAAGCCAUUAUACUUUUACUUGUAAUUCUAUAAAUAGUAAGUCAAUUCUAGUGAAUGACUCGUCAUUUUAAAGCUCUUAAUAUGGAUUAUAUGAAUACGCUAAAAAGUCAAUUUCCAUUUUUUGGCCAUUGAUGCUGGUUUUGGGAUGGCAUGCCCCAAAUAAGCAAUUAUAUAUUUUAAUUAAAGUAAAUUAUAAACAAUUCAUU
This is a messenger RNA of Anneissia japonica, 3031 nucleotides long. RefSeq names its product E3 ubiquitin-protein ligase TRIM33-like. The record is from RefSeq and is a predicted model, not a curated record. The transcript has 9 exons. NCBI's taxonomy places the organism in Eukaryota, Metazoa, Echinodermata, Crinoidea, Comatulida, Comatulidae. The coding region runs from base 137 to 2578 and encodes 813 amino acids. Gene Ontology annotation, molecular function: zinc ion binding; protein binding.